Theileria parva strain Muguga is the source of this 1245-nucleotide messenger RNA. RefSeq lists its product as uncharacterized. NCBI's taxonomy places the organism in Eukaryota, Apicomplexa, Aconoidasida, Piroplasmida, Theileriidae. The coding region runs from base 1 to 1245 and encodes 414 amino acids. The record is from RefSeq and is a predicted model, not a curated record. The transcript has a single exon.
AUGGCAUUUAUCAAAAGAGUUAUAUUACUCGCAAUAGUCUCCAAAUUGGUUUCUGAGUUUUUUAUAACUGGUAACACAACCUUUGCAGCCUAUGCAGACCCUACCGCAGAUGACAGUUUAAGCAAGGCAAUACCUGACACAACUUUACCUGGUGGAUCUGGACAUGAAGUUGACUUCACUAGUGAGACUCUGAUGGUACCAAAGAGGCCUUUGGUUAAGGUUGAAACUACAGUUGGUCCGCCUUUUGAGCCUAACCCUGUAUUGGUUAAGAAGUUAACCGAUUCUGUCGGUCCUAAGGGCAAUGUUAAACUUGAGAGUAUUAAGGAGGAGGACGUGAUAAGGAUUCCAGGAGGUAAAUCUCCCAUUGAAUCUAAGAAGAAAUCAGUUGUUACCGUUAGCAAAGACAUGCCAAGCACAAGUUCUGGAAACAAUAAAAAGAAAAAAGUAACUUUUUCAGACGAAACAAAGGUCAUUGAGCCACUUACUAGGGGUAAUUUCACCACAUUCGGGUAUACUCCAUAUGACGAUUAUACUCCGGAUACUAAAGCAGAAAAAAUUUACAGGGGUGGCAUGGUAAGUGUUUCUGAUGAUGAAUCAGAUGAUGAAGAAGAUGCAGGGCCUGAACCCAUUCACACACCUGCUAGUUACGACGGCAUGCACUAUGUAAAGCCAUAUGAUCUACCCAAAUCUAAUGAAUCAAAUCUCGAAAAACUUAGGAAAAAUGCAAGAAACACUUUAUCCAAAGCAGGAAAAACCCUGGAAAAAGUAGCGGAUAGGACGAAGGUUUCCACAAUGAGGGUAGUAAAUGAGUUUAGAAACAAAACAUCCAAAUCCAAAGCUCCUGUAGAACCGGAAUUAAGUAGUACAACAAGUAAUCCAACUGGCCUAUCAUCAAGAUAUGCAUUGUCAUCGUCUCAGUUUAGGGGCAAGUUGAGGAACUCAUCAAGGGAUAUUCUAUCAAAACAGGCUCAAAUUUUGAAAAACAUAGGGGGUAUGACUAGGCAAGGAGUUUACCGCUUGAAUGCUCAUUUAAAAACAAACUCUGCUGUUGCUCGUAAGUCUUGCAAUAGUAAAUUUAAUUUAGUCAAGGAAAAGAUAAAGGAGUGCGGCCGUAAAGGCUCAAAACCUUGUAAACUGAGAAAAGACGAGGGUACUGAAGCUCCGAAGGUAAAGGGCUCAAUGACUAUGUAUUUUAAAGACCAGUAUGGUCGUCUAUUGAGUGAAGAUGAAAUUAAAUACUUGUAA